Molecule: messenger RNA, 4740 nt
Organism: Amaranthus tricolor (Joseph's coat)
Lineage: Eukaryota; Viridiplantae; Streptophyta; Magnoliopsida; Caryophyllales; Amaranthaceae
Product: protein PAT1 homolog 2-like
Exons: 5
Coding region: 1590-4166 (858 amino acids)
Biological process (GO): P-body assembly; deadenylation-dependent decapping of nuclear-transcribed mRNA
Cellular component (GO): P-body
Molecular function (GO): RNA binding
Source: RefSeq, a predicted model, not a curated record
UUUGAUCGAUUUAAUUAUGUUCAUUUUUUGUGUUUCUAUGCUUUGAAUGAUCGAAUAUAGGGUUUUUAAAUUUCGAUUUUUUUGCUUGUUUUCUUUACUUUUCUGCUUAGAUUUCAUCUCUUAUUAUAUGAAUUGUACAAUUUAUGCAUUAGAUUUCACUACCCAGUUAGGACUCUUGGUGCUUCUUGUUGGCGCUAAGUGUGUGAUUUUUGUUGCUAUCAUAUUGAUUAAUCUCGUAUUGUUAUUGUGGGUUUCUGAAUCUUUUUCAUUACAUCUAUCUUUCGUUGUUUUCAUUAUAUUCCAGGCUUUUUAGGGUUUCAAGAAGUAAUUGUAUCAAUUUCCAGCUGUAAAUGAUCUGUUCAAAGUUUUAACUAAUGAGAUCUACUUUAAAUAAUACUUAUCUAGCUUCGAAGUCUUCUAACGUAAACUGUAGUUUAGUGGGUUCUUUUUUUUUUUUCUGGGAUAUUUUGGUAGAGCUUUUCCUUUUUAUUGGUGCUGUGUACUGCUAGUGGAGUCUGUGUUAUUGAUGUAUAAUGUAUUACUUGUUCUGCCUCUCAUAUUCUGAUUAAAAGUUUCAUAUGUUCUCUGAAAUGUUUGAGUCGGAUUUAAUUGAAUCGAGGAUUCCACAGAAUGCUGUUUUGUUUACUUAAUUAAUUCUAUUUGGUUGCAGCUGUGAAGUUUAUAAUACAAAUACAAUUGCUAAGUACUUUUUUUUAACAUGUAGUAAUUCCAUAAAUUCACUUGUAUAUGCAAUGCAAUAUGCAUGUUUUUAUUAGAAAGCAUCUUCCUUUAGCUGAUAAAAUAUGAAUGAAGCUAAUAUUGUUUUUUGGCAAAAAUCCUUAAGCAUAUUGGAUCCAAUUCUUGUUCUUACAAAACGAAAUUAUGGGCUCCACAUAUGAACACUAAUAAUCAAGGUGAGAGAUUAUCAAUAAAACAAUGUUGUGCUUUAGAAAUUGAAAAAUCCUGUGUGAUAAGUUUUUGAAAAAUAAAUAAAUGUAGUUUGAUUUUUUGCAUGGUUUGAAUUACAUAUACAUUUUUAACAGUAACGUUUAUUCAGAAUUUUAGAGCAAUGUUGUGAAACAAGUAGUGAGAAUUGCUGUCACAUAAAUCUACAUAAAAAAGCAUGAUUGAUCAAUUGAAAUUGAAAGGUGUGAAAACAUAUUAAGGUAAUUGGAUAUGAAUAAUAAAACAGAAUAUCCUAGCUGCAACAUUAAUUUCAUUUAAAUGAGUUCAUUUGGAUAGUAUCUAGUUGAGCUCUCUACCUUUGUUGAGUUCAUUGAGUUUAAUCCUAAUAGUUACCUAGAUGCAAUUUUCUUUGAGUACCAUACAUUGUGUGUGCAUCAUGCAUUGUAAUCUUGAAGUUCAUAUACUUACUCUACAUUUUAUAAAUUCCCUUAUGAUCCAUGUGAACAACCAUUGAAAUUAGUAUAUUGGUUCAUGUAGCCAAUUCUUUUGGGAUUAAGGCUUUGUCAUUGUUUGAGAAAGUUUUAAUUAGUUGCAACUUUUUUUUGUUUUUGUCACAAUGAAAUGCCUAUAUAUCCUUUUUUUUUAUGGGCAAAUUGAGAAGUGGGGACUAAGUUGUAUACGAUAUGAAGGGAAGUUUGAGAAUUUGGCCUAACUUCUCUUUUUUUGGUUUUUCCUUUUUCGUGCCUUUGAGAAAUGUUCCUAGUAUUUUGGCUCACAUGCAUCCUCACAUUGCUUGUAUAUUGGAUUCACAGGUUGUGACGGAAUCCAGAAAUCCUAGAAAUGCUGGUUCUAUUGGCUCUAUAGGUUCUGGAUCUUUUUCUGUAGAAGGUAAUUCACUUUUUGAUGCUACUCAAUAUGAAUUCUUCAGUCAAAAGGCUGUUGAAGAGGUGGAGUUAGGAGGCUUAGAAGAUGAUAAGGAUGACCUAUCUCUAGCUCCUGUGCAUACUGAUGAAUAUCAAUUGUUUGAUAGAGAUGAGGGGCUGCAUGCCAAUUUAGGAUCUUUGUCCGAUUUGGAUGAUCUGGAAACUACAUUCUCAAAGCUGAACAGAGUAGUUAGUGGGCCAAGGAAUCCUGGGGUUAUUGGCGAUAGAGGUUCUGGAUCCUUGUCAAGAGAAAGUUCAUCUGCUGCAGACUGGUCGAGAGAUGGCUGGUUGGACCAUGGUAUGUCGGAUAUGGAAAAUGCUCUGGAAAGUAAAGGGUGGUCAUCUCAGCCUCCGUGUGUGUCCAAUCAUCCUGGUGAAUUUAACAAGCCUUUGUAUAGAGCAUUGUCUUACCCAGAGCAGCAACUGCAACAGCAACAGUAUCUUCAGCAACACUUUUCGAACGAAUCUAUGUCAAGUCCUCAAUCAUCUUUUACCUCCUUCCCUCCUCCAGGAGGCAGAGCACAGCAGCCUUUGUCUCAUCGCUAUUCACUUCCUCUAAAUAUCCCAUCUGAUCCCAAUCUUUUAGCACCAAAUCUGUCACUAAUGCCUGAUUCUGGUUGUCACUUUUCGGGGAUAUCUAGUUCCCAUGGAUUACGAUAUGGGGGAAGAAUGUCUAGUCUAACAUCUGGUCAUGGAAUCAGUGAUCAGCCAGGGAGUCAUUGGAGCAACCAUGCUGGUUUAUUACAUGUAGAUCAUUCUAGUUUUCUCAACAAUAUAUUGCAACAACAAUUUCCUAAUCAGAACGUAAUGCGUCAUAAUUCACUGUUGAUUUCACCACAACGACGUUUACAGCCAGGAUUGCAUCAGUCUCAGCUGAAUGGAGGCUAUCCAUCUCUACAUACAAAUCAUGUAAAAAAGUAUGGCACUGCAUAUGCUUUAACUGAGACAAGGGAUCCAAGACCUAAAUCAACUCGUGGUAAACAUCAUCGGCUUAGCCAGCAAACUUCCGAGUCUGCUUGCCAAAAGAGUGAUUGCAUCCAGUUCAAGUCCAAGCAUAUGACUGCAGAGGAGAUUGAUAGCAUUCUGAAGAUGCAACAUACUUCUUACAGCAAUGACCCUUAUAUAGAUGAUUAUUACCACCAAGCUUGCGCUGCCAAAAGAUCUUCAGGUACAAGGUUGAAACAGCGCUUUGCUCCACUUCAUUUGCGUGAUCUACCUUCUCGUUCACGUAAUAGUAGUUCGGAUCAGCAUAGUCAUCAAUCCUUUGAUACCUUGAGAAGGAUGGCCUUGUCAUCCAUUUGUAGGCCUCAACCGCUUCUUGAUAUUGAACCCUUAUCCUCAGGAGGUGCUGAUGGUAGCACUAAAUGCAGAUCACUGGAACAAGAACCAAUGUUUGCUGCUAGAAUAGCUGUUGAGGAUGCUUUUACUCUUCUUCUUGAUGUAGAUGAUAUAGACCGUUAUUUACAAUUUAGUCCACCGCAAGAUGGUGGGUCUCAGCUUAGGCGGAAACGUCAGGUACUUCUAGAAGCUUUAGCUGCAUCCCUUCAGCUUGUCGAUCCUCUUGGAAGUGGGGGGCAUAAUGUUGGUCCUGAGGAUGAUAUUGUGUUCAUGCGGCUUGUUUCCCUUCCUAAGGGAUUGGAGCUUCUGGGAAAGUGCUUGGAGCUUAUCAUAGUUAGCCCUGGUCCUUCAAGUGAGCUGGCUCGAAUUGUCUGUAUGUCUGUUUUCCGCCAUUUAAGGUUUCUUUUUGGUGGUCCUCCAGCCGACUCUGGAGCUGGUGUAGCUACUGUAAAGCUUGCCCAGGUGAUUUCAACUUGUGUUAGUGGCAUGGAUCUCCGUGGUGUGAGCUCUUGUCUGGCUGCUGUUGUUUGUUCUUCAGAGCAGCCGCCACUUCGCCCUCUUGGAAGUCCUGCAGGAGAUUUUGGUUCCGUAAUCUUGAAAAAUCUCCUUGAAAGAGCUACUUUGCUGACCAUCACUAAUCCUCAAGCCCCUGGCAGCAAUAUUAUUCCUCAUUACAAUUUCUGGACAGCUUCCUUUGCAUCGUUCUUCACUCUGCUCACCAACUACUGUGCUGAUAAGUAUGAAACUAUAGUGCAGUCCGUCUCAAAUCAAGCUGAGUCUAGUUCUGCAUUAGAAUUUUCACGCUCGGAAGUAGCAAGGGCGGUUAGCAGGGAAAUGCCAGUGGAACUUCUACGUGCAAGUCUUCCUCACACCGAUGAGCAUCAGCGGCGAACAUUGAUGGAGUUUGCGCACCGAUCUAUACCGUUCCCUGUCACUGAAUUCAAUCUCUGUGAAGAGGAAUACAGUGGCUGGAUAACCUCGGAAUCAGUUAGAAGUUAGAAGAGGUGAUUUAUCAAAAAUUGAAGCAGGGGCAUGAAUGAUAGGGCUGACUAUAUCAUGAUUCACGGCUGCUGUUCUGCUCAUAUUGUGAAUAGCUUUGUUUGUAAGUGCCAUCCGGGUUUUGUUUGGAUGGUGUACUUGUUAGUUGAAAGCUCAACCUGUGUGGAAUCACAAUUAAUGCCUGUUUGUAUGAACGGGUUUUAUGAUUGUGAAUAACUCGAAAAAGUUGUUAAUUGUGGUGAUUCCCUAUCGUGCAGGGCCUAGUUUUUGAAGCCCUGUUGGAAGUUGGAAUCCUUAGGACAGAAAUAGCCACUUAGGGUUUAAUUUGUACAUAAUCAGAAUGAGAAUGUAACCAUUAUUUUUUCUUUCCUUUUCUUGUUAUAAAUUGAUCUACUAUGUUGCUUGUCUUAAAGAAAGGGCCAAUGUACUUCUUGGUUCUUAGUCAAAACUCAAUAGUGUCUUGAUGUUGUACCCUAACCCUUUAGUUUCUAUGUUGCAUUGCACUUUUCAAUUUAUUGGAUUGUUUAUUUUUUGUUUUUAUUUCAGUCAUUUUCUUCUACAUUGUAUUAACUUU